UAGAGGAAAACAUCGAACAACACAUUUAAAUUUAAACAAUAAUGCUCGAUGCUGGUACAAACUACAGAUGUGGUAAUGAAUUUAUAUUGCUAUGCCCUCCAACCAAUACAAUCUAAGUUGCUCUAAGUUUAUUGGCGAGAGGCACACGACUUUACAGCCCGUAUCGAUACAAUUAAAUAUAGCAAUAAAGAUGUAUAUGUCUCGGCGCCUGAUCUGUCUUAUCUAAUGCACAUUGCAUUUAGUUUUAGUGUGGUUGCGCCACGCAUGCUCCAGCUGCCACAGAAAUAACGUAGAAUAUCGGUCACACAGACUCGAGCGCAGAAUGAACGCAUCGAAUUAAUUGCCGGACGGCGCACCACUAUCGUGGUGGACGUGCCGCGCGCGGACGCUUCCGCUACCACAUUUUAAAAUUAAAAAUAAUAAAAAGCGCGCCAACUUUACUGUCAGUGUCAAACUUACCGCCUAAUUUAAAUUUAUUUUUUUAUUUCAAUUUUUCUCUUGUUGUCGUGGAACAAUAUUUUCGAAAAUAGUGAUGUUGGACCCGAAUUAUGAGAAGCAAAAAUAGUGGGCUAUCAAACAAAGGUCAAAUAUGCGUUCGUGUAUAAUUAGGAAAAUAAUGAUAAGCGAUCGCGGUCGAGUGCAAAUGUCGUCGCUAUCGUACGCGCGCUCUACACCGCUAUGGAGACGUCAAAGCUUAGUUUCGCGGAAUCCCGCGUGUUGAUUCAUACACCGGUUAUCGUGCAGCGGCGGCAAAAUGUGUGAACUAGCAAGUUGGAUUCCGAACGCAGUCGCGGCCACACUGCGCUCCGAGACAGCGCAGCCGAUUAUCGAAUGGCUUACGACAAUACGACUGGCGAUCGAGGAGUACGACCCGUUGGUCACAGUCAUACCGCCCGAACCCGAACCCGACACAGCUGACAACAAGUUCGACGAGAUACUCUCCGACCUCGGCAAGGAGAUCUACAAGCUCGACGAGUACCAGCGCCAUCUAACGCCGUCCGAGAAAGAAGUGUCACUUAGCAUUCUUAACAUAUUCGACGAGUGUUUGGAACACAUGACUGAACAAAAACAAACAAAAACCAGUGAGAGUGAAUGUGAAUCAACCCUGUCGGACGUCUCAUUCGUGACGAGCACUCCGUCUAGUGUAAAAGUGAACAAUAACGUAAACACAAUAUUUGACAACGGUGACGGUACCCCGAUACCGCCGCGGCGGGCUCGUUUAAAAUCCAUCUGUGACAAUUCAAUCUCUGAUAUGGAGUCAAAUAAUCAGGAGAGCGACUCGUCGAGUGACUCAGAGAGCACGUGUUGGAGCUACAAGGAGUGCAGUACGGACGAUAAUGAAGUCAACCCUUACGCCGAAGUGUGGGCCCACUCGACCGGCUUUCACAAUUCCGAUGAAAUAUUACGUCGUGUAUUAUCGCAGCACCACGCCACGAUAUCGCGUCUUUCGUUUGACACGGCGAGCGACUUUAUACCUGCUCGGUAUUCAGUGUACGCGUUGGACGAGGUGGGAGAAUGUAAGGACAGGUGUGUUGACAGUGGCUCAGUAGCAAUGACGCCGGACAAGCCGACGGACGACGGGUACGAGCCGGUGCGGGACGCGAUCACCGACGAGAAUAUUUACGAGGAGAUCGAGUAUGGAUAUAGUUAUACCGACGAGGGAUGUUCCUGCGGUGGUAGUGUUGAAGUGGAAAGUUGUUCGAUCAGUGCUAGUUCCGAUGGUGUGGGCAGAGACAGUCCUUUGUACGCGAACCUGCGGGAUCACGACGCGUACGCGAUCCCUCCGGAUGUUAUUUAUUGGAAGAACUUACUACUGGAUCCGUACUUUAACGACGACGAGGAAGACGAAUGGAUAACGCCGGAAGAAUGUGCAGUGUACAGCAGAGACCAGAGGCCGCCCCUGGUCAUCCCACGCAUCACGCAGUACAGGAACCCUAGACCGAGGGCACAGCCCUUUGGACAAGGGUACCAUGAGGAAGACAUUCCAGAGCAGGGAUCACUUCGAGGCAAAGGAUAUGAGGCUCUCAACAACUGGAGUCCAACAUCGGAGCGGAGUCGACCAGACCUGGACAUUAUGUACAAUAAAUCCAGCUCUGACAGUCCACCUUUCGUCAGAAUUAAUAAGAGAUUGGGAGGAUCUACAGAAAAUCUUCUGGCAAAUGCCAGAAGACCGAGCCACCUGCUCCUGCCAGCUUCCUCGUCGGGUGACAGCCUGGACGUGGAAAUUCGGGAGAGGGAACCUCACGCCAGGAACAGAAAGUCUAGGUCCAUGGUCGCUCCGAAGAAUCGGUUACAGUCUCCCAUUCCCGCUCCCAGGCAUACACUUCAACAAGAGGUGAUCUUAGAGGGGCCAGUCAAACGGACCAAGUUCCUGGAAGGUACGAAGAAGACCAAAAAGAACUGGAUAGACUGCUACAUGGUCCUCACACCUACUGCUCUAGUCUUCUAUAAAGACCAGAGGACGUAUUACUCUUCUUACCAAUGCAGUCUACCAGGAGAAUCGCCACCUCCAACCUUCACGCAUAACAACGCUGACGCCGACAGCCUAGGCAGGACGCCACCCACCGCCCGACACGCCAUCAGGAACAAACACAAAGCUGGAGGGAGUAGCAAUGAAGAUUCGAGCGACUCCACAGAAGUUUCUAUUCAGAAAUCGCAAGUGAGGAGUAAAUUAAGAAAAUUCUUCGCGAAAAGACCACCCGUGGACCAACUAAUGAGGAAGGGAAUCUAUAAAGAUGAGCCAGUUUUCGGUCGGAAUCUGGAGGAGGUGUGUCCGGCUACUAGUCCACGAGUCCCAGAGUUCGUGGUGGCGUGUGUGAAGGAGAUAGAGAGGCCUGACAAUAUGUGCACCGAUGGACUAUAUCGUGCCAGCGGCAACUUGAGCCAGGUGCAGAAGAUACGAUUAGAGGUGGAUCAAAACAAGAUGUCGGUGAUCCAGAACAACACAGACAUCCACGUGCUCACCGGCUCUCUGAAGCUGUUCUUCCGAGAGUUGAAGGAGCCACUCAUACCCUGCUCUAUGUUCGACAGGGUCCUCGCUGCAUGCUUAACCGAAUACAAAGAACAGAACAGAAUGCACACAGCGAACCUAGCAAUAGUCUUCGGGCCCACUCUGCUAUGGGCCCCGCCAGAACAGGCCCACAACAUCGCAGUCGACUGCAUCCAACAAAACAAUGUCGUCGACAUCCUACUUACAGACUUCAAGGAAAUAUUCGUAGACAAUGGAAGCAAAGGAAAAAAGAAAGCGUGAGCGAAACUCUACGGGUAGUGUUGCCAACCCAAAAAUUGGUUAUCCUACCAAAAUAAGUUGUCAGAUGCGAAAAAUCCACUCUAAACAGUAAUAUUUACAUUUCUGUAGCGAAAUAAGUAAGUACUUUAAUAAAUAAAACGAUGUAUUUUCGAUUGUUUCUGCACUUAUUCUGGGGUAGUUGUCAUGUUAAGAUGAUGGAUAACAUCUAAAUAUGACAAUGACCAAUCAUUCCAAAGGGUUUUUGGUGGAAACGCUAGCUAGUGUUAUGUGGAUUGAUAGUGUUAUAGGUACAUAGUGUGAAGGACCUAUUUUGUGUAUAUAGAAGAUUGUAUGAUAACUACAAAUAUUGAAGCCUUAGAGUUAUUCGGUAUGAUCUCUGUUGCUUACAAAAAACCUUAUUUAAUACCUAGUGUUGCGAUUUGAACAGUCUGACGACCAGUUUGAAUAAUCUACCGAUGGACGCCAUAUUUCUGAAUAGGCAAACGAAUUAUUUAUUUUCUCGGUCGUUGGACUUUAAUAAAAUUGUGUUUCAAUUAAAAUAAUCAAAAAAUAUAAUAAAUACUGAAUGAGAGUUGUGAUUGUGAAGCAAUAUGGUACGGAAAGACUGUCCGAGGCUAGAGAUAAAAUAAUAUAUUCAAAUAAUUAUUUACUUUGUAGAUAAAAAAAAAUAUAAAAAUUAAAAAAAAUCCUUCUAUCUGUAUAUAUUUGUGGCAUCGCACACAUUGACGCUAGAUCGACAUUCCGUAGAUCUGGUGAAGAAAUAGUUUCAAACUCCUUGCAUUUUCCUAUGUAGGUACGUUCAUCGACACUACUUAGACCACAUUAGGACGUCGUUAACAAUUUAUUUUAGAAAAACAUCGUAAUAUCUUACGAAUGAUGCAUCAAUGUAUAAAAUUUAUAUUACUACUUAAUUUACGGUGAACUAGUUCGAUAAAACUGUUUAUUUGCUGGGCAAAGGACCUCUUUGCGUACAAAAAAGGUUGUUUUACCUAAAAUAAAUUGUAAAUGAUACUCCAUUGAUGUUUCUAGUAGUGUCUUUGACCAUACAUGGCAUUAUCUUACUCAAUUCUAUUCUAUUAAAUAACAUAGAUCUAAAGUAAGAAAGAUCGAGUUUAGGAGUUAAAACUAUAAGUAAAUACAUCAUAAUAGUAAAUGAUGACGUGUGAUGUAGGGAUUAUAGUUUUAAAAUCAUUAUCAACAGCAUUCGUUUGGGGCCAAUUAUGUAAUUACGAGUCCUAGAAAAGUUGGAGCGAGUAAAGACAAUAAGGGACUGGAUACUUUAGAAAUCAA
This is a messenger RNA of Spodoptera littoralis (African cotton leafworm), 4540 nucleotides long. NCBI's taxonomy places the organism in Eukaryota, Metazoa, Arthropoda, Insecta, Lepidoptera, Noctuidae. The record is from the annotation of a GenBank genome assembly.